AAAAAACAGCUUUUCCGGGUUUACGCAGACAGGGGGUACCUGUCAUUAAAAUCAUAGCAACAAUGAACAAUAUGGUUUUCCAUGUGCUUUAGGAUCUUGUUUCUUCGAGGGAACGUCUUUUCUGUGCCGGUUAAUGAGAGGAAUUUCGAGGUCCAGCCCGUGGUCCCAGUGGCAGCCAUGCCCAUCUCCCAGCUUUGGGCAGUGGAUGUGCACGGGCGGGUCUACAGCCUGUCCACGGUGGGCCAGCAGUGGGAGCAAUGCCAUGACACUCAGAUGGAAUUUAAGCGAGUGACUGCGGCUGAGAAGUGCUGCUGGGGCAUCGCUUGUGACAACAAGAUCUACUUGAAUGUUCACGCUUCUGACGUGCACAUCCGCUUCCAGGAGGAGACUUAUGAGAAUCAACGCUGGAAUCCUGUUGAUGGUUUUUCUGACCACUUGUUGCCAAGUGACCGCUGGCAGUGGAGUGAUGUCACAGGUUUGCAGCACCAACCUCCUUCCAGUUUCCGUCUCCCUUCCAGCAGCUGGGAGUGGGAAGGUGACUGGUAUGUGGAUGAGAACUUUAAGGGGGAACCCACAGAGAAAGAGGGGUGGACAUAUUCCAUUGACUUCCCAGCUGUUUACACCAAGGACAAAAAGUGGAACUCCUGUGUCCGUCGCAGGCGAUGGCUUUGUCACAGGAGGUACAAAGCCAUGGAUUCUUGGGCUGAGAUCUCCUCACAGAUGACUUCUCUGCCAGAUCCCUUCAGUGACAUCAGCUGUGGUGGGUGGGAGAUAACUGAGGAACCCCGUGGCCUACUGUCACUGUGGGCUGUAUCGCUUCAGGGGAAGGUGUGGUUUCGAGGCGGUAUCUGCCAUCUCAAUCCUGAGGGUUCUUUGUGGCAUGACAUCUCCCUCCCUCAGGAAGUGGUCCAGAUCAGUUGUGGCCCUGGGGAACUGGUGUGGGCGGUGCUGUGGGAGGGCCAGCUGAUUGUUAGGGAGGGUGUCAAUCGAGACAGUCCCCAAGGUACCUCCUGGUCUGUGGUGGACUCUCCCAGUCCUGAUGUAGGAGUCAUGCAUGUGGCAGUAGGAGUCAAUGUUGUUUGGGCUUUGACCAAGGACAACAAAGUGUGGUUCCGGCGUGGUGUUAACUCCCACAAUCCCUGUGGCUCCGGCUGGAUAAGCAUGGUCGGAGAAAUGGUCGUGAUCAACGUGGGACUCAACGAUCAGGUGUGGGCCAUUGGUAGUGAAGACCGGGCUGUGUACUUCCGACAGGGUGUCACGGCUAGUGAACUGAGUGGGAAAACCUGGAGGGCCAUCGCUGUUCUCAGAGAUGGGGAUCGAUCUCAUUCCAGCGCCAGCAGCCAGCAGAGUGCUGGAUUUUAUUUCAAUGAGUUGCCGCCUCCAUCUGUGGUGAGCGAUGUGGAGUCUGAUACAGAAAAAGGAUCCACAGAUGAAACCAACUGUUCUAAUGCCAAGACUGAACCCUCUGAUGAGUCCACUGACACUCCAAAACCCCUCAUCCCAAAGGUCACCAGUGACAGCUUCAUCUCUCAGCUGGUUUCUGACAGAGAGCCAGUCUCUGCUGCUGUCCUACAGGAAGAGAAUAUCCCUGAGGAAGGAGAUAACAGCACUCUGAGUGUUGACGUGGUUCAGGCUGGAGGCCUUGUUGACCCCCAGUGGAGUAACGUGGAGCUGGAGGAGGCGCAGUGCCAGCAGGCCCAGACUGGAGUUUUGUCGGACUCUGCAGACACCUCCAGCCUGUCGUCUGUGGCCACGUACUCCCUAGCUAUUGAAGACCCUUAUGGAGUAGAUGAGCAUCCUCUGUGGGCGUGGGUCAGUGGAGGGGGCUGCUCUGUGGACACUCAUUCCCAAUUGAACUGGUUCCACAGCACCAUGAACACUUCAUUGUUAGCCCAGUCUGUCCAGUCCAUGAGCCUGUCUGUCACACCAGCCCAGAUGGCCGCCUGGCGGACACAAAUCUUUGAGCAGCUCAGUCAGAGGACCAAGAGAGAGGUGGAUGAAUUCCGACAUUAUGAACAAGCCAUAGAGCAGUGUGUGUGGGUAAAGAAGGGUCCCAUGCAGUGGUGGAGGGACUGGAAGCCGCACAAGUGGGUGGAUGUUCAUUUUGCACUGGAGCAGUUCUCAGGACCAGAGGGGAACAAGGAUGGAAUUAUUUUCGUCUAUUAUAACUACUAUGAGGAGAAGAAGUACCUGCAUGCCUUCAUCAACGAGGUGACGAUACUGGUGCCUGUACUCAAUAACGCCAAACACACUUUUGCCAUUUACACACCCGAGCGGAUCAAAAAGAGGUGGCCUAUUCGAGUGGCAGCUGCAACAGAACAGGAAAUGCAUGACUGGCUGGCGCUGUUGAGUGCAUCCUGCUGUGACUCCAGAGGCAUUCAGGGCCCUCCUUCCAAACAAGCCAGCUGGUCCAUCACCUGUAAAGGGGACAUCUUUGUCAGCGAGCCCACCCCCAGCCUUGAGGCGAUGCCAUACCCCACACCCUGUGACCAAAUGUUCUGGCGUCAGAUCGGAGGUCACCUGCGCAUCGUGGAGAGUAACAGUGUUGGAAUCGUGUGGGGGAUUGGUUAUGACCACAAUGCCUGGGUCUACGUCGGAGGCUUCUAUCAGGGUCUUCCCACUUGUAAUGACCACAUUUACACACAGACUGACGUCAAGAGCGUCUACAUCUAUGAGAACCAGAGGUGGAACCCUGUCACCGGCUACACCAACAGAGGUCUCCCUACUGACCGCUACAUGUGGAGCGAUGCCUCAGGACUGCACGAGUGCACAAAAAUUAACACCAAGCCUCCAUCCCCUCAAUGGGCAUGGGUGUCUGAGUGGGCCAUCGACUACAGCGUCUCUGGGGGGACGGACCGAGAGGGCUGGCAGUAUGCUGCUGAUUUCCCAGCGUGGUAUCAUGGCCAUAAAACCAUGAAGGACUUUGUGCGACGCAGGCGAUGGGCCAGGAAGUGCAAACUGACGACCUCAGCUCCGUGGCAGGAAGUCCCACCCAUUCAACUGAGUGAUGUGACCAUCCUGCCAUGCACCCCCCACAGCGGCGCGGAUGUGGUGCCCUUGUGGGCGAUCAGCAACAAGGGAGAUGUGCUGUGCCGACUGGGAGUCACUGGUCCAACACCUGCUGGAACAUCAUGGCUUCACGUGGGGACUGACCAGCCCUUUAAAUCCAUCUCCAUCGGGGCCGCAAGUCAGGUUUGGGCUAUCGCCAGGGAUGGUUCAGCCUUCUUUAGGGGAUCUGUGUUUCCUCAGACCCCUGCAGGUGAGUGUUGGUACCACAUCCCUUCCCCAACCAAACAGAAACUGCAGCAGGUGUCUGUUGGGAAGACAUCAGUCUUCACUGUUGAUGACAAUGGUAACUUGUGGUACCGGAAGGGUUUGACCCCCAGUUAUCCUCAGGGCUCCUCAUGGCAGUAUGUGUCUAAUAAUGUGCGCAAAGUUUCUGUUGGGCCUUUUGAUCAGGUUUGGAUCAUAGCAGACAAGGUGCAGGGCAGUCACAGUCUGAGUCGUGGGACAGUAUGCCAUCGCCUCGGAAUCCACCCUUUGGAGCCCAAAGGACAGUCAUGGGAUUAUGGCAUUGGGGGUGGGUGGGAGCACAUCACAGUUCGGGGGAAUGCCAUGGAGCGCCCCCAUUUCUGUCUCUCUGGCCAAGCAGACACCUCUGCCCAAGUCUCUGGGAGCCCCCAAACUGUCAGGGACGCAGAGGUCAACGACAGCGUUAAGUGAUGUUAAGACACACAUCGGCCAUGUUUUUAAAUGUCCAAGUACUAUAUCCAAACAUUCACAUUUUAUUGUGGCAUUCCUUCUUUUGUAGCUUCACCUUCAAGGCAGACAUCACUUUAUUUGCUGUUAGAAAAACUACUUGACUUUUUUUUGUUAUUUUUGCCCACCGGUCUUCAUACACAUUUCAGUAUAUACUGUACUGUGAUAUAUGUAUAGAGAUGUGUAUAGUAUUGAGUGUAUAAAAAAAAAAAAAUUCUCAGUUUCA
Messenger RNA from Phyllopteryx taeniolatus (common seadragon), 3985 nucleotides. It is a transcript of the gene tecpr1a, whose product is annotated as tectonin beta-propeller repeat containing 1a. Gene Ontology annotation, cellular component: membrane. The transcript has 24 exons. NCBI's taxonomy places the organism in Eukaryota, Metazoa, Chordata, Actinopteri, Syngnathiformes, Syngnathidae. Bases 82 to 3723 code for a protein of 1213 amino acids. The record is from RefSeq and is a predicted model, not a curated record.